Messenger RNA from Stegodyphus dumicola, 10948 nucleotides. RefSeq names its product bridge-like lipid transfer protein family member hobbit (gene hob). The record is from RefSeq and is a predicted model, not a curated record. Lineage: Eukaryota; Metazoa; Arthropoda; Arachnida; Araneae; Eresidae.
CACGUGUUAUUGUUGACGUCAGUAAGACAGUUCGCCGUUACUCAGUUAAGUUCAGAAACAUGUGAAUAUGUUGACAAGUUUCAAUGGCUUAUGAAGAAUUAUGUUUGAUUAUAGUCCUAACUGUAUUUGUUUUGGUGUAUUUCUUCCAUAUUUCCAUAAAACUUCUAUCAUGGUUUCUAUAUAGAAAAUAUGGUAUGAAACUGAAAGUGGGUGGUUAUGGCUUCCUGGGCUUUCGUGACAUUCAUUUGCAGCUGAGGAAUGGCUUAAAACUGGAAAUCGAAUAUGUUGGACUGAAUAGUUAUUUGUUUAGUUCAAAUUUAAAGAAUUUUUUUGUGAUUUGUAUAAAUGAUAUACGCCUUCAAGGAGACACUGAUUGGAUAAAAUCAUACACACCAUCAACAAAGAAACAGUCCGAGAGAAAAAUUUUUUUAACUGCUUUCCCAAGUUGUACUUUUUUACUUAAGUUUGUAUCAUUGUACAUUUUAAAUGCAAGUGUAAUGCAACUUGGGAAGUCAGAUGAAGAAUUUCUUUUACACUUCUCAUUUCAAGAAUUCAAUUUAUAUUGUUGUUGUGUACAGUCAAGUUUUCAAAUCAACAUGGCUGUGUCAUCUUUUUCUGUGAAGGUUUUUAAACAUCUGCCACAUGAUCAAGAACAAUAUCAUUCUUCGGAAGCCUGUAUUUGUCAUUUUUCAUCAAACCUCUUUUUGAUUAUUCAAGCAAAUUCUUCAAAAGUCAUCCCAUUUCAGUCUGUAUGUGCUAAAGUAGGAGAACCUGAACUGAUGCUAUAUGAAGGUUUUUCUCUGCUUAAGUUUAAAAAUUAUGCAACAAAUAAUUUACAAACUCAGAAACAACAAUCUGAUGAAGAAACAAAAGUGUGUGAUGAGGGAUCUGUGUCUUCAAAUGAUUUAAAAAGGAAAUUCAGAAAUGUUCCACAGAUUUCUGAUGUUUCUGUUGAUUUAUUUUCUGUGAAAGUAAUGAUGGAAGGUGGACACAGGACAUUUACAUUUGGAAUUAAACUAAUUGCUCUACACCUGGAAGUCGGUGACUUCCUGGAGGAUGCAAAGCUUCCGAAUAUUGUGUCUCAGCUUGAAGUAAAAGAAGUUUCUGCUGCUAGUGAUCACAUUCAAAUUGGACAUUUAUUAAAAUUGGCCUUGGAAAUUAAUGUAAUUGACAAACUGGUAGAUGCUAAAUUUAGCCUUUCUUUGUUGCAUAUAUUGUAUCAGAAAGAAAUUCUGCAGUACUUUUUAAGUACUAUGAUGGUCAGUAAUCAAAAUAUGCAGUUUAAAUCUGAACCAAACUUCAAAAGAAAAGUAACUGUUAAAGAAUUAUUAUAUGGAUAUAAAAUUAAAACUACAGCAGAUGUUGAAGAUGUAUGUAUCUCAUUUAAGAUUCCCGAUUGUGAAACUUUUAGUUUUGGAUUAAUGAAUGGACAGAGUUCUUUAGAACAUUAUAUUUUUAACAGACAUGAAAGCAAUACUUCUCAAAACUUGUCUUUGAAUGGAGGUUCUAGCUUAGAAUUUCUGUUAGAAACUUUGUACUUUAAACUUGGAGAUACAAAAUUUGCAGAUUUUGGAAUGUUAAAACGAUACCACUUUUAUAAUAUACCUAUUUCAAUAGGAGUGUUACUAUUAAAGGCCAGAUCCAGUCAAACCGACCAAUGUUGUGAUUGUAUGUUUGAUGGUUGUCAACUACAGUGGAGUCCUAGUUUCUCUCAUCUAGUCAUGUAUCUUUUAAAAUUUGUAAAGAACAGUUUUUCAAGUGAUAUAUCUGCUCACAAAUUGCAGAAUUCAUCAUUUGUUAAUAAAAAUAAAAAAUCAGUCGGAAAAUCACUUUCUGUUGAUCUUAGUUUUACUGGAUUGAACUUGUUUGCUUUUAAUGAAUGUAGAAAUGGUAUUGUGAUAAGAGCAGAUACAUUAAAUUUAAAUUCUUCUACAGAAAAGUUAAAAAUGGCAAUUCAAGGAUUCAAACUUGGAAUGCUGAAUUCUGUUAUUCAGGUGUAUCAGUGUGUUAAGGCAUCAGAAAUAAAAAAUUAUGAAACUUUUGUGAUGGAUUCAUCUAUAUUAUAUAUAAAAAAGGAUAAGUCCUUUACAGUCAGAUUAUCUGAAAUUGUGUAUUUACUGUGGAAUUCAACCUUGCAUAUGACUGUUUUCACAAUUUUCCAAGAAUGCCUUACAUUUAAGAGCAAUGUUCAAAACUUCUGUAAUAACAUUAAAAGUGCUGCUAUUCAAGACCAAGUUGAUGAAGAUACUUCAUCUUACAAAACAGGCACUGACAGCAAAAAGACUAUUAGUUGGACAUUUAGUUUACAGGCUAGAGGGAAUAUAUCCAUAGGUGCUAUCCUUUCAAAAAUGCACAAGACGAGCCUUGUAGGUACCGAUUUCUGUCUCAGUUUUAAUCAUCACUUAAUAACAUCUAACUCUAAAUGCAUUACGUGGGUAUUUGAUGACCAUGAUAUAUUUAUAUAUGAGAAUGCUGCAGUUUCACUAAUGCCAGGCACUGAGCAGCAACAACUUUGCAGGCAAGGUUUUGAUGCCUUGGAGCUCUCAAACAACCGAAUUCUGAGCUUUCAUUUUGAUUCUGUGAAAUUUAUAUUUCCAUACAAGUACAAUUUUGCUGAAGCUUUUAGUGAAGAAUACGUUAAUGUAAUAAAGUGGCUCAAGAUACUACAUAAGAAAAAGAAAACACCUUUUACAUUAGAAAGUAAACUUCCACCUGAUUUGCAGAUUAUUUGUAAGGUGUGGACUAUUGAACUAGAAGAUGAUCCUUUUGAAGUGAAAUUGCGAGAUAAUUUUGAGUUACUUGAAGAUGAAUAUCAUGAAAGCUUAAAAAGAAAACGAAUGCUUGACGAAAAAAUUGAAAAUUUUCGCCGAACAAAUUUACUUUUACCUAGUGAGAAAAUCAACUUGCUCUAUUCUAAAUUAGCAAAGAAAAAUGCGGAAAUCUACAUUCAGCGUUCUCAGCAACUAUACCUGAAAAAUUCAAUGCGAACUUCCUUAUGUACCUGGAGACUUGAUGAUAUAGAAUUCAUAGCAAUUGCUGAUACAUCGUACCAUGGCACUGAACGUGUUAUUCGCUGUAUGAAAUUAUUAGAUGCAGAAAGUCCAUACCCUGAAGAAGGUAUUGAAUUUACAACACUGUGGGCAAGAAAAAUCAGAUGUACUGCGAAGUCAUGGACAUGGCAAAUGAGAGAUUUCCCCCAGAUGCCUUUGCAAAUUCGAGAACUCAAUAUAUGGGGAUUUCUCAUUGGUGCAGAAGAAGAAGCUUCCCAUAGAGCUAGGAGGACAUCAAAAUUGGAAAUAGAUGAUCCUUGGUCUACUGUAGAUAUAGAACGAAGCAUGCAGCCUCUAAAAUUUUAUCAUGAUCUUACAUUUGAUAUGGAAGAAAUGUCUAUGGCUUAUGGUCCUAGUUGGGAACCUGUUGUUUCUCAAAUUAGUUUAGCAGUGGAGUUUGUUAGUAGACCAUCAUUGGAUCCUAGCCCUGCUCUUCCGUGGUGGGAUAAAAUGAGACUUCUUUACCAUGGUCGACUCACAAUAUUAGCUCAGCAUCUUAUUUUAUAUAUGCGAGCAUCUCUUGAUCCCUAUAAUACUACUGAACAUAUGGAAAUAUCUUGGUCAGAUGUCUUUAUUGAGUGGACUACUGGAAAGGUUCUAACAAAAGGUAACCUUGACAUGUAUGUUCAUACAGCUUCAAAAUAUGAUGAUAUUAGAGUUUUACGUAUUCCUCAUCUCAAAUUGAGUAUAAAUUUUGAUUGGCUGUGCCUUGGAAAUCCAUAUGAUCAUCAUAAUGUUACACCUUGUGCUCCAGAUAAAGUACCAGAGUAUUCCAUAAACCAGGAACAUGAUUCUUAUCGUGCAUUUCGAUCGCAAAAUUUAAAUAUCUCAUACUCAUAUGAAACAAAACAUAUGCAUGCUGAUCAAGAAGAUAUUCCAACCAUGCUUUUGUAUAGUAGCACCUUGAAAUGGAUUGAAAACUUGAAGAUGAUUCUUUCUGGAGUGACACGUUUAACAAGGAGAGGCGUAUUAUUUUCAAACACAAAACCUCGUAAGCCACAAUUGAGUCGACAUUAUCACAGAUUAUGCGUUUCUUUGAACUUACAUAAAUUUAAAAUAAUUUAUUGGAUGUCUUUUGCCAAGCAACGAGGACUGGAACUUAUUGGUGGGCAUCUGUUUCUCAGCUCUGAGCAUACUCAAACACUUGUACCUGUAGCUGAUGGCCUUAAACAUAGGCCUCGUGCAAACUGGAAUAUUGGUUACUUGAAUUCUGAAUUAACUGACAGUGAAAUUUGGCUGUAUAAUUGUAUGGAUGAAGAAAAUGAAAAUGCUACAAAGUCAUUCCAUGCACCUGUGGAGCGAAGUUACUUUUUGAGUGUUAAUAGAGUUUCAUAUGGAAGAGAAGAAAUAGUAAAAGAUGUUAUAUCUGAAGAGGAUCAAGCUGACACUCCUACUCAUCGAUUAGUAGUUCAUGGGCUAAAAGGUGCCUGGACUAGACACAAUCGAUUAGUUAUCUUUAGUCUCUUUGAUAGCUAUCAAAAAACUGUUAUUUUGAAAAAAAAUCUGUCUACAGAUGCCCUUCGUUGUUUCAAAGUUGAAUCUCAAAAUACGCCUCAGAGAUCUAGAGCUCAAACAAGUAUGUCACAAAACUCUUCAGUAGGUCCUAGUCCGAUUAGUAGUCUUCAGUCAAGUCAUGUAGCUUCUAUGCUUCAAAAACUGGUAGCAGAAUCAGAAGCUAACCCUACUGUUUUUAUAGAAGAGAUUGAAGGUACUACACGAGAACAGCAACUUCACGGUGUCGCUGCAUGUCAGACUAAUGAUGUUCUACAGAAAAAAUGGCUCAUUGAACUAGUUAAUAGUCAAGUAAUGUUGAAAGGUUGUGAAACAUCUGGUUAUGUCAUUGUGAGUGCUGCUAAGGCUAGAAUAUUACAGAAGUUGCACAUUCCUGUUUGGAAAGAUAGAUCACUUGUCUCAAAAACUACAUGGGUCGGAUCAUUUGAAUGUAUGCAGUAUUAUGCAACUGUUGACGCAGGCAGCCCGAGUCCAUCUGUGGAUGAUGUGAUGUGGCUUUCUGUUGAUAAUAUAGAAGAAAAAGAAUCUAUGGUGAUUAGUGAUCUUCCUGAUUUAGUUGGAAGUGGCCAUAGUGCUGGUGGCGUAGUUAGUAGUACUGUAGGUGCUACUUCUGAUCCACAAUCAGCUCCUACUCAACUACAGAGAAUUGUGUCUCGAUGUGGUUGUCAGUUUUUUUAUGCCGGCUAUGGAGAAAAUAUCAAUCCUAGUGGUUUAGAAGAGGUGCCACCUCUGCCAGAAGAUAAUGAUUUAUGGGAGAAAGAAGUAGCUGUAGAUUCUUUUACACUCACCCAUCAUGAUUUAGAUAUUUGUACAAAUUCUCUUCAAUAUGCCAUGAUUCUUGAUGUAGUAAACAAUCUGCUACUUUACGUUGAACCAAGGAAAAAAGAAGCCACAGAUAAAUUACAGUAUAUGAGAUUUCAGCUUCAGCUGUUGAAAAUUGAAGAUCAGAGAGGCCCAAUCUUGCAAUUACAAGAAAACAUAAGAUCUCUGGUAUCAAACUUGCGAAGAUUAGAGAAAGAGGCAUAUGCCAUUCACAAGUUACUUUUAGAAAGUUCGGAUAGGGAAGAUCUCCUGGAAGAGCUCCAUGUGCUUGAUCAUAAGAUAUAUGAACAUAAGGAACAACUUAAUUCUAUGAAUGAAGAGUUAACGAUGAUGAUAAGUUGUUUUAAGGAAACACAAAUUAUUGCUAGUCGUUCACGCCAGAGAGCAUCAUCACAGGAAAAAGUAGUUUCAACUUCCAGGAGGUCAGAAGUUUGUUUUAAACAUGCUCAAUGGAGAUUAACUGAUGCUGAUGGGCAACUAGGAAUUUCAGAUUUAAUUUUAAGUAACUUUCUGUAUUCCAAAGUGGCAAAAACAGAUGAUUCUGUUGAACAUCUUCUUGAAAUAGGAUAUAUAAAAAUGCGAAAUUUACUUCCAAAUCAAGCAUAUAAGAUUGUGCUGCAGCCUACUGAUGUGCAGACAAAAAUCCCUCUUGAUAGGCAGUGCUUACUGAGGAUUUAUUGUCGAGAAAGAGCCCCUGUUGGUGGAAUUUCUAUAAAAGAACAUCUUGAAGUAAAUGUUGUGCCAAUAACAAUCGGAUUGACAGAAGCAUUUUACAAAGCGAUGUUGAAAUUCUUUUUUCCAGGAAGGGAUACAGAGAAAGCUGAUGAUCAUUCAGAUGAUGAAGAACCAGCUACUUCUAAAAAGACUUUCAAACAGAAAAGGUCAGCUACUUUUUAUGGAGAGAGAGAUGAUAUUGAAAAAAUGAAAGAAAGAGCAGAUAAAAAUCACACAUUUUUUUCUAUAAAAAUACCUGAAGUUCCUAUCCGUGUUAGCUAUAAAGGAAGAAAAGAGAAGAAUAUAGAAGAUGUGCAUGAUCUUAGCUUGGUUUUGUCAACACUUGAAUACCAUAAUAAAACUUGGACUUGGUUGGAUUUGCUAAUGGCUUUAAAGAAUGAUGCAAAGAGGAUUUUGCUUUCUCAAGCUAUCAAGCAGAAGUUAUUAAAAUCUCGUAACAUUCCAGAAAAAGACAAUCAACCUCAAGAAGAUGAAAUAGCCUCCAUAUUACUUGGAACACAUUCUGUUGGGUCAGACAGGACACUGAAAAAAGGAUUUCUAAGUAGAAUGAAGAAAGAUCACCAUUAGUUGUGAUUAUAUACAAGUAAUAAUAGGAUUGAGAGAAACAAGUUGGACUGCUAAAAAUUUUUCUUCUAAAACUUGACACACCUAUCAAAAAAUAUUUUCCAAGAUUCUAAUCUCAUUUUAAGCCCCCCCCAAAAAAAAAACUCUUUGGGAUAUAAUUGAUAUGAACUAUUUCUAUGAAAUUUAACAGCAAAGACAAGUAUCACACAAAGCAUGCAAAUGUUUUUGAUAAAUAAAGUAUUAUAAGGCAUUUUCUAAAUCUGGUAAUUUUUUUAGAUUAUGAAAAUGUUUUAUAACAUUUCAUCCUUUUCUGGGUGAAUUGUUUUUUUAAAUUUUGAAUUUAUAAAAUAGGAUAAUUAUAUUACAAUAUUAUCAUUUUAAAUAGAAUAAUCGUUGUUGUAGAUAAGUUUUGAUACUAGCAAAAAAUGGUUUAAUUUCAAAUUUUCAACUUUUUUUUUAAUCAUGUUGAGUGAAGUUUAUUUAUUUAUUUUAUUUUAUAUGUUAAAUUUCAAAUUAUUUUCUCAUUUUUUCAAUGUGCUAUGUUUUCUUUGUUACCCUUUCAUAGAAAAACAUACCAGUUUAACUCUUCUUACUGAAAAUGCAAGUUUUUACCUCAUUUUCUUACCUCUUUAUUUAUAAUUUUAACAUAUAAAAGUCUUAUAUGGUGAUAAAUGUAUUUUUUGAAUUUUAGUAUUUUUAUUUAAAAUAUUACACACAGAGAAAAACUGCUUUUGUAUUUAUUAAAUUUGAUUAAAAAAUAGAUAAUUUGUAAAGCAUUUACAUUAAUGAUAAUUUACAGCUGUUUAAUAUAUGUAUUUAUGCAGAAUUAGAUACAAUUGUGAAUCACUGAAAGUUGUUAUGAACACAAAUCAUUCCUGAACUAUUUUAACAGUUAUGUUUUUUUUAAAUGCUGAUACAGAAAGCAUUGUUCGCAACUGAAUCAAAUUUUUGUAUUAACAAAUAAAAUAUUAUUAACGAUGCAUGUUUAUUUGUACUUGCCAAAAACUAGAAUAAUUAACUUAAAAUGUCUAAUUUGUGCUAAUAUAAAUUCAGUAAAGUUCUCUAUAAAUAUCUGUUGCAAGUUUAAAAUGGAGAAAAGAGUUUAAAGUAUUUUAAGUUCAGUUUUGGUUGUAGUUCAUUGAUUAUUAAUGUUUUAAUACUUUUCAUUACGUAAUAACUGACUUGCAUAUUAUUUCAAUUUUAUCUCAGCUGUUAACAUUUUUAAAAGACUUAAAUAUAAACACAAAUAAUGACCUUCCAAUGAAAAGGUUAAUACAGUGGUUCCCAGACUUAAUUUUCAUCACCCUUACGAUAUCAGAAUUUUCUCACGUUGCCCAGAUUUAAAACAAAGGUAUACAGUGUGCAAUUGAUUAAGCUAAGUUAAAAAAAAUCAGUGUAACAUGAUUUAUUUAAUUAGUAUGAUUUCAACUGUGCUAACAGUUUACGUAAAAUGCAUUAAAUAGUUGCAAAUUUUGAACAGUAAUAUAAUCGAAUAAGUAAAUCAUAAUUAAUUGGAGGGGUGACCUUCUUGUUUGCUGUACACCUCAGAUCUUAGAAUCAAAUUGGAAAUAGUUCUUUUCUUGUUUCACUUUCUUUUUCUCCUGAUACUUUCAUAUUUUAUCAAUGAGUGCUGAAAAUCCAGUUUUACAAAAAUAUGUCAGACACGGAAUUAAGAUUCAUUACAUUUUGCAUCUUUUUUUGUGGGUACUUAAAUGUCGGUGAAUUCCAUGAUGUAAAAUUCUAUUCUAACCAGUGUUAAUUGCUAUAUCUUUUUUUAUCAUUAUAAUAGCAUAAUUUUAAAACCACAUAAGUUGUCAAAUCAAGCACAACCUCGUGUCAUUCUAAAUAUAACAUUUCUCUUAAAAAAUGGGAUUAUUUCAUGUUGCCCAUUUUGGGAACUUUUGAGCUAAGUAUCUGAAAUCACAGUAAUUAAUUAAUUUUCAUUUUAUUACUUUUUUCAGAUACAGAAAUACCUGUAAGGACUUUUUAAUAAACAAUAACCCAAAUCUAAACUAUAGUUCUUACCAAAUUAAAAAUGAACUGUAUAAUCAUAUAUAAUAGAAAUUGUUAUGAAUUAGGUUGCAAAAAUAUUUAUACUAAAAUCAGUUUGAAACAAGCCAGAAAUGGACAAAUAUAUAUGUUUGAUAUUUCCAUUGUAAUACCAUUUAUUUUUUUAAAGGGAUGUUGAGGUAUCUACAACCAUUAACAUUUUAUGAUAUUACUGAAUAACAAUUUACUUAUUUGCAGUUAUUUCCUAAAUAUAACUAUGUCACUGAAGCAUUAUGUGGAUAAAUAUUCAGUAAUAAAUGCUUGUAAGUUUGUUCAAGUAAAUUUGAUCAUUUGACUUCUACUUUGAAUUUCUGUGGAUAUUUGUAACAAAUGCAUUAUACAUGAAUUUAUAUAGAACAAACUGUAUUAAAAUAAUUUGUAUAUAUGUAUAUGUAAUUUAAAUACUGUAUAAUAAAUUCAUUAAACUUGUGAUACAAUAAAUAAUUAUGAAAUUUUAUUAUGAUAUGAUGUUCAAGGUGCAUUCAGUAUUUUUUUCCCCCACUGUGAUUUGUAGAUUCAAGUACUGCCUGCUAUGAAAUUGGAUUGAUAACAUAGAGUGAACGAAUUGAGACAUUUUUAUUUUAUAUAAAGCUGGAGAAGAUUUUAUACAAAGCAACCUUUUUUCAUAUAAAAUACAUAAGAAAUGUACACAAAAUAUAAAUGAAUGUAAACAAAUGCAUAAUAACACAACUAAUCAAUAAAACAUUACUCUUCAAUUAAACUUAUAGGACCUGAUAUAUUUUUCUCUUAUUUUAUGGUUAGGAACAGAACAGGUAUACAGGGUGAAUCUGAAAAUGAAUCAUUCAUCAUAGAAAAUUUGGGCAGAAUGCAAAUGCCAAACCACUAGGUGGCACUGUAAAUGGUAUAAAGAGUUGGCCCUUGCAACCAAUGGUAUUUCCUACUGUGGUUUGUCAGGAGCAUGGUUAGUUAUAUGAACUACGAAAUUUGAAGUGAAAUGGAUUGGUCAAGGUGGGGCCACGUGAAAAGCCUAAUCUAUGAAUGCACUUAUGAAACCAAUAUGGAUCUAGUCACCAGGAUUGCCGGUGAUACUCGGGAAAUGCUUGGUGUCUUUGCAAAUGUACGAUUGCCUGCAUUACACCUUGCAAAAGGCCUUUUAAGCAAUUUUUCGAGCAUGUGCAUCAGUUACAUUCCUGUUAAUAAAAUAUUUUAUCUCCUUUCAUUAGUUCUUUAAAUGUGACAGUGCAAAAUUACCAUUUAACUUCUCACAGCUUGCAUUCCGACCAUACAUUUUGACUAACAUUGCUCAUGUAGAUGUGUUUGUCACUUAAAUUUUAGGAGUUUUAUUGCUUUAAAACAAAUUGGGAAGUGGCUUAAUGAUAGAUGGCAUUGUGUAACCAAUUUCUUUCAAUACAAAGGCAAAGGAAGAUUAAAAGCAUACAUAAAACUCUUAGAAGAGUAAAUAAAAUAAAAUGAAUAUUAAUGAUUAUCCCUUAUAAAGAAAUAGUUCGACUUGUCAAGAUAACUUUAGACUGGUAAAAUUAUAACAAAACAUAAAUGGCAUUUUUUAACCCAUGAAGCAGCCAACCUGGGCAUAUACUUUAAAAAAUAUUUGUCGUGGUAUAUUUAAGUACAUGCACACACGUUUUAAAAUGUAUUCAGACAAUUAAGCUAAUAUAUAUAUUGACAUAAAAAGUACAAAGUAGGAGGGUUUUUUAUAUUUAUAAUCAAGAAAAUAACAUUUGCUUGUGGUCUUUUUUGAAACUUAUGGAAUAUAAAGCUAAAACCUUGGCCAUUUGGAGGGUUAAAGGAAUAAAUUUCAGUAUUGACGUGUCGGUAUUCACAUAUAUGUAUACAUAUAUACUAUAUAGGAAUACUGAUAAGUGAAUGUUGAAAUUAUUUAUUCCUUUAAUAUAUAUAUAUAUGUGUGUGUGUAUGCGUGCUUUUCGACAUAUGUCCAAAUGACGGCUUUUGUAAGCAGAGUUGUGCUUCUUAGAAACAUGUAGCAUUUGUUUCCUUUUUUGCUGCAUCUGAACUGUUUAGAAAUUCACUCUUUAGCAAGCUUAAUGUCAAAUUAAGCUGGUAUCCUAGGCAGCUGUUUACAUUACCUUUGCUUGAAACUGAGUUGAGUAAAUUUUUCUGUUUGCCUUCUGGAUCACCAUCUAGAAUUCCAAAGUGCUGUUAGGGAACUUCACACUUGUGACUGGUUGUUUUAAGUGAGGUAGGUACACUGCUAAAAAAAAAAAAAAAAAAAAAAA